AUGGAGGAGGAGGAGGAGGAGGAGGAGAAAGGGUUUCAAGUAAACUCAAAAGUAGCACAUGCCUCCUGAUUAAGCAAAAGUCUAUAUAUAAGCCAAACCUAGUUUUAACGUUGCAGACUGUAGAAAUAGAGCUUCUUACUAUUAGGAGGUUUUAAUCUGAUAGCGGAAUCAAGCUGCCGACCUCUGGACUUCCAACAGAGUGAUUUUCGUCACAAGUUAAUAGUAGUAUUCAUCGGGGGCGAAAUCAUCUGGUAUUUCUAAAAAGGGAAUUUGUUUGAAACAAGUAUUAUGAAACAAGUAUAAUGACCUCGACCGACAUCUUCGAUUUUCAUUCAGUUCUUCUGUAGAAGAGGCGAAAAUGCCGGCCCAGUAAAUGUACGGUAGGAGAGGAUGUAGGCAGUUUCUGGACAUGUGUUUUUGAUAUUCUCUCCCACAAAUCAGUGUCUGUCUGAGGUUUGCACGUGGUCAGAUUGUGACAUCCAUGUAUCACCAUUUGCUAGCCAUUUCUCAAGUCUGCAUGACGAAAAUUCCGAUGUUCGGGUGGCCGAAGGGCGCUAAUUUACAUUGUAAAUUUGUGCCUAUGAACAUAGCCAUCCAGUCGAAGGAAUUUUGGAUUUUAAUUGCAUAUAGCUAGGUUAAAUGGAGCUAGAGCAAGAUGAAUAGACCCCUUUUAAAAGUAUUCGUUUGUUUUCACAACACGCCUUAAGUUAUCUAAGCCUGAUGACACCUUCAAAUGCAGGUCUUAUAAUAGGUUUUGCCUUAUCUGUGGGAACAAGGCUGAGAAAUUCAAAGAAAUCCGUAUACAAGCGGAUUGUGAAUACUACGCACACUUUGGAUGUCCAUAGAGUCUCCCCCCGGUCUCACACAAAUUGAACUUCGUAUGAAAAAAUCGCACAAUUGUUUUUUUUCCCUACUCCAGUUCUUGCUUGUUUUAUUCUACUCAACUUAUGGUGGCUGUCUCUCUCGCACUUUCUAGGAAGGCGGAAUAGCUUUGGAAGUAACGUCAAAUAGAAUUUGUAUUAAUUUUUCUGUGUACGAACUGAAUUAAUUCUCACUUGUGAAAAACGUCGCGUCAGAAACAUAUUUUCCGGUGGGAAUUAAAUAUUCUUUCGAAUUCGAAACACGUUUCUGUAUUUGCAAAUAGUAUUUGACUAUACGGUCCAAGGAAACAUAACGUUUCAUUAAAGUACGGUUUUAUUUAAUGAAAAAAUCUUUGGCUGAUGGUGCAGCAUCGAAAAUAAAAAAAUUCGGAAGGAUUUCGUUUUUUGCGUUUACCUUAGAAACAAAGAAGUUAUAUCAGAAAGUAUGACUCCACUGUUUUUUAACUCCUGAGCUGUCACUGCUCUCGAAUAGGUUUGGUGUAUUUGACUUAUACCCAUGCCAUGGUAGAUUUCUAUAUUUCUGCCAAAAAUUUUAGAACGAGUGUAAAUUAGAUGCUAGUUGAAAAAGGGUUAGGAGCUCCAGUUCUAAGAGAAUGGAUAAAAAUGAUUAUGUCACUUGAAAUAGCUAGAUCGCAGUUGGUAGCCAGGCCCCGCAUUACAGGUGGCUGGAGGGUUUGUUUGUUGGGGUUCUUUUGUGAAGCUCUGUAAUCACAUGUGACCUACUUCGUUUCUGAUUUACGGUUGAGGUUAGGAUUAGGGCAUCGGUUAGUAUUUUCCGAUUUUCGGCUUAGGGUUAUGUAUUUAGGUUCAGGUUUUCGGGUUACGGUUGGGAUUUGAGCGUACAAUUAGGUUUAAAUAUUACGGUUAGGGUUUUCAUUUACGCCUAUGCCUAAGGGCUGCAGUUACGUUUACAAUUUCGGUUAGGAUUGUCGUUAGAGUUGACGGUUAACGUUUAAUGUUGAGGUUAGGGUUAAGGUUAGGAUUAAGUUUAGGUCACCGUCCAAUUCCCAUUCCUGGCUACCAACUGCGGUCUAACCCUUGAAAAUAUUCAGCCUUCUGGAAUCCCUCCUAUCAAGAAGUACCAAUUUGCUCUGAGAGCAAUCUAAUUCAAAUGAAAUCGCCUAUCACACAGCAAUGUUUUGUUAGCCAGUGUCCGGUCGAUCAGCGUCAUCAAGGGAAGGAUUAAAAUUUGUCUUCUACUUACUUCAUGAGAAGAUCGAAUUUGAGAUAUCUUGGCGUAUUUUGCUUAAUUUUGUGCAGUCUAUGAGGCACACAACCGGACGGCUGCCUACGUUUUGACGAACGGUUUGAAAAUUUCAACGCCCAUCAGUCUGCUUUUUUCGAGGGAGAGAGUAAAAAUGACAAAUAUUAGUGUGGGCAUGAAUGCAACACAAAAUUAUUCCAUUUAUUAUGAAGGGAUGUGUAUGAUCCAACGACAAAUGUUGUACACUUAUAAGGUCACCUAAUGUGCCAGCAUUUUAUGUGCCUGGACUUAGGAUGUGACAGAACGCGAAUGGUGAGUUGUGUUCAGAUGGAAGUAGUUGGUAUUGGCGAGGCAUAGAAUGGCGGUAAUCAGGACGAGUAACGCACCAAAAUCAAUUUAUUUUCAAAAGGGAUGUUCCGAUCAGUUUUCGUCCUUAGCGAAUGUCGAGAGGACAUAUUGCGGAUUUUGAGAGAGAAGAGAUAUCAGUGAAGAGAAAUGGGAUAGUUUUUGAAGAGGUCGAAAAAUAUACUAUAGUUGCUGGAAAACGAUUCGGAAGGGGAGGAUUGCAGGGAAGGAUUGCAGUUCACCAGAUUGUAAAUACAGAUUGUAAAUACCAGAUUGUAAUACAUCUUCACUCGAUUAUCAGGGGCCACAACGAAUACCACUGUUGACAAAGUACCACAAGAAACAGUGAAUAUGCAGGAUCGCAUAUCAUUCCAUCUGGACAGAGCAGUAACAGCUGAAGUAGGCAAGAAAGGCCGGAUUUAUUGGUACCAAAAAAUUUCGCAACGGUUCCUCAGCUGCGUCCUGUCGCUUCAUAAGAAAGAUAACGAGUGAGAAGAAUACAACAGAUUUGAAUUGGUGCAGAAAAUCAAUCCAGAAACAGCAAGGUCAGGGUUUUGGUUAAAGCUGGCUAAUCAAUAAAGUUAUCAACUCAAACACCCUAGGCCAAGAAAGUGAAGAAUGGGGAACGUUAAAGAGCAAGAAAGAGAGGAGAAAGGGAAAAUCAUGGAGCUAGAGGCUACCAUAGCAAUGUUAGGUUAACCACGUGUUCCAAUUGUUUAUAAAGAUCUGGUUUCACUCGUCGUAUAUAGGCGGCCUCCAGGUAACGCAAGGUCCGAGUUGUUCGUGCCCGAACAAGUACUCGGAAGGAAGUUUUGGGGUCGACGGAGUGACCACUAUCCAACAGGUGUUUCGUAAUGGAGGAACGCAGGAUUUUAUUUUUUUGUCUUAAGAGCCAUCUGGGCAGGUGCUCAAUAGGCCUGGCAGCCAACUGCCUUUGCGUGCUCUCAAUGUACUUGCAUCCGCAAGUGCAUGUGAAUUCAUAAAUACAAUUUGAAGUAGCGUGCAUUGGCAAGGCAUCCUUUGCCCGUGGAAUCGGGAGUGGCUUAUUAGGACUGCAUAAUACCAGUUCGGCUGCACAGUAUGUCCUUUCAAUGGCGGAACGCAGCCGUCGUUUGAUGGUAAUUAAAAUAUUGUCGCCCAUACACGCGUGUUUUGCCGAUGCUCUGCCGCUGCAUGGCGCAGCUGCGAGGAGUUCGACUCGUCAGUGGGUACCCCAGCAUUUCCCGAGUGCUUUCUGGUAGCAACUCUAAUUUAGAAAUUUUUGCUUUUUAAGUGCUUCAGAAAUAAUGUACGAAGUUGGAGUAGAUCAGUUUAUACAGCCUGGAGAGCAGAUUGUCCGGUCGGAAAUCGGAACCCCGCCUCCAGGUGACCAGGGCGAUAACGGUUAGGCUCAAGGUUAAGGCUGGGGUUGGGGCAAGGGUAAGGACAAGAGUUGAGGUUAUAGUUAGGGCCAAGUUCAAGGCUAUAGUCAGCGUUAAAGCUCGGGUUCGUGUUAGAGGUUAGGGAUGGGGUUAGAACGCGGGAAUAGGUUUCCUUCCUGGAAUUCAGCGCAUGGCCACCUGUAGGCAGGUGCCCCUACUCGCAUAUCAAACCGCUUAGUCAUAUAUUCAGAUGCCAUUUACUCAUUCGGUGCCAUUUUGUAACUAAUCCAGAGGAGAUCGCGGGAUAUUUCAGAAAUACAGUAAGCAUUAAUACGAGCAUAAUACAAAUCAGCCGCUAAAUAUCAAGUAAGUUAAUACAAUGACCCGAACAUCUGCGAACUCCCGGGCUUGAAUUAACUGGAAGUAUAUAGGGACUUUUAUUCAGGAAUUCAACUUGCAGCAGGCGAGAUGUCAGGUAUGCGGGACUGUGGGUCAGAAAGUACACAUAGGCUUCAUCAAGAGCAUGUGCAAGCGUUGUAUGAAAUUUUAUAAGUAAAAUGAAGUAAAUUAUCCUUUUACGUUCAGAAUCGCCGCUGUGAAACAGAUAAUUUCGAGCAUUCUUAUUAUAUGAUAUCUGAGGAAAUAAUUUACUCAUAAACCUCGUUCACAUUAACCAUUGCCACGUCUUACAAAAACAGGAUCUAUACGCGCAAAGUUUUCGAAAUUUUGCUCAGAACAGGUAGUCUUACAACUAUUAAAAAGUAUAUCAUCACCUGUGCUUGUUUAUUUACUCGCCAUUGGGCUGUUUUAUUAAAGUUUUUAUGAGAUGUUAUCUUAGCAGUAGAUACGAAGUCUAAAAGUUAAACACUCUUGCUAACUUUUGUUAAUUUAAAUUCAAAAUUGAUUCAAAGUGUCGGCGAAUACUAAAAAGUAAAAAAUCUUAAAACAUGAAUCCCAUAUCUUUUUACUUCUCUUUCUCCAACUAUUUAUGACUAUUUCGGAUUUUUGUAAAAAAUAUGUGACGGAAAACAAGCACUGUGAGACGGCGCUUUUACCUUCUAUAACAAAAUCCGAACAAAAUAGAGGUGCAGUCUUUCCCUCAUUUUGCGAACAUAGGCAAAUCUGUUUAGAAGACAACCAAGUUAGGCUAGGAGCAUCUGUUGCAUAGGAGAUGGAAUCGUUCUCCAAACGCCAGAGACCCGGUUAAACGUCGUCCUUUGACGAAACUUAAGGGUUUUUCUUCGGUAACCAGGCUUUAGUUUUAAUGAAGCACUUGCAGUGUCAGUUGACACGACGUUUUGCUUUCUGUUUAGAAAUGUAUUCAAAAGAUCGAUUUUUCACAUCUGGAACCCCUGUACCAGAAAGCAAAAAAAAUCAAAGUUGGCUCCGAGUCUUGCUAAAGUACGUUAUCAUUUAGGUUUACUUCGAAGAGUAUUUUAGAUAGUGGACCGAUAAACAGGCCCAUCUUAAUUAAACAACAUGCAGUUAGUUUGAUCCGGUUGCGAAAACUAUUUUCGAUUAAAUAUCGCUACCCCGCAGUAAGCGAUUGAUCUCAUGAAAUGUUGGCCAACAUUUAUUUUCGAUCUCCUGUAGAAACCGUGCUUGGCAAAAAUGAUUAUUUAAGUAGCAUGCAUUUUUGAAAAUGAUUUUCGAGGAUCUUAUGCAUUCAAGUAUAUUUUAUAAAGAACAUGAACAAAAAUAUUCUUUAUUUCACUCUUUUAAUAGGGAAUCACGUCGCUUUCAUAUUUUAUAUUCGAAGCGGUAGUAUUAUUAGGGAUCAAAAUGUUUGUACUUAUGAGGUUUUUAAGACCGUGCAGUGUCCAUUCCUACAGCCUCGUACCUGUCCGUUUACCACUGCUCCUCAUGAAAUGUACAACAUAGUCCGCAUCCAUUGCGAAAUGUUGUAGACGUGAAAAAUGAAGUAUUUUCCUUACGUAGAACGCAUACACCUUGUUGACUGAAAUCACUAGGCUCUAAUGCAACGGCUGAUUCAGCUCUUAAUUAUUCGGGAAUCAUAAAACUUUUUUAACGCCUCGCAAGACUCUUUCUUUGAGAACAAAAUAUGGCGUUGAAGUGAUUCUCUACCAAAAAAAUGAAAGAAAGAAUAUUUUUUGUUCAUGUUUUUUUAUGAAAUGUAUAUGAAUCUAUAAGGUCAUCUAAAAUCAUUGUGAAAAAUGCAUGCUACUUAUGUAGUCAUUUUUACCGAGUACGGUCUCUACAGGAGAUUUAAUAUAAGUGCAUUCAAAAGUCGACAUUCUGCCAAAUCCAAAAUACUAUAGAAUUAUGCCGCGGGAUCAUCAAUAUCGUCAUGUAAUCUUUCCUAAUCGAAAAUGCAUUUCAGAAUUUUGCCCAAAAUUUCAUGAGAUUGGCCACUCACUGUAAGUAGUAGUCUUUGUCUUCAACAGACAGCAACGGUUCUUUGUGAGUUUAAAGCCUUCAGAACGGAAAUGAAUCAAACCGGAAAACGGUAUGAAGUCUGUAAUGCUCCCUUGGUAAAGGUGGCAGUGAGAGCUUCUUCCUCAAGUUUAAAAAGACAGAAGGUUUAGCAGGUAACAUUUUCACCCAGCAACGUCUCUCAAGAACUGCCUUUUCUAAUUUUUACUUGUGCGCGAGGUCAACUUAAGAUUUCUCGCUAACAGUUUUACCAGUCGCACAUAAAUAUCCUAAAUAAACCCAAUUUUCUCUCUCCUGAUAGUGCGCAGAAUAUGCCACUUUUAAAUUCUCAUCCAUUGAACAAAGAACGGACUUAGGGCGAUGCUACGCCUUCGCUGGCGCAAAAGGUUAUGAUUGGUCUAACGGUUUUCACCCGUCCAAUUAAACGCCCCUGACAGAGGGGCCUGAUGUAGCCUCUUGUCUUCUUCGGGCGACAUGUUUGAGCUUGUUUGUGCAAACAACGCCCCCCCUCCUACCGAGGGCGCUGCGGGCGAGACAAAGGUGGCCCGACUGUGUCCUGCUGUGGUUUGCGUAUAAAAGCUCAAAAAUGACGCGCUGUACCUCAGGAGCCCUCUCGCCGUUGUGAGGACAGUCCGAUCAGCAUACGCGUAAGCAGUAAAAGGUUUCAUCUGGACGAAUAAUAAUGACCCUAUUAAUUAUUACUACCCGAGUAUAUAUCAGCGAAGUUGAUAGGGACCUAAAUUUUACUCAUCACUAAAAGUAAAACAAAUUAAUUCGGUUUCUACCUUUAUAUACACAUACAGUAGGCGGUGGGCAUCACGAAAUAUUAAACAAAUUUCUGAAAUUUAUUUUCGAUUGGAAAGGAUAAUCUAGGCAGGGUUUCAAUAGAAAUUGUCAGGAAGCAUAAUCACAAAAUACUUCAGUCACGCCAGGAUGUCGGCUUUUGAAUGAACUUUUUUCAGACCGCCUAAAAAAACCACGCGCGGUAAAAAAAAUGCAUAAGUGAGUAGCAUGAAUUUGAUCCAAUGACGUAUAUCUAUCGUUAUGUCCAUUUAAUUGUAAUAUGCAUCUCAUUAAAAUUUUCUAAAAAUGAUAUCUUCUAGCCUUAAAAAAUUUUUAUUUCUGAAUUAUUUUGAACUCGACCUGACUUCGAACUCGCGUCUAGAGUUUUUUAGGUACAAAUUGUACACUUUCUAUAUAGGUACAGGCAUACAUUUCUACAUGCUAUUAAGCACAAGGGUUUGUGAUGGGUACAGAGUAUUUUGCAUAUUUUAUAAGCAGCAAUAAUAACCAGGCAGGUAUGUUAUUAUUUAAGCGAAAGUCUCAAAAAUCGUAUAAUUAUGAAUUUUUCAAGUCGUAAGACACCGUUUCAUGGGCAAAAAUGUAACAAAUGAAGUUUACUAUAUUAUGAAUAAGAAAAAUAGUUUUUUCAUGUUUUUAUGAAAUAAAUUUAAAUUUUUAAUGGAAUCGAAACUCAGCGAGCCAAAUUCGUACUAUUUAAGUAGUCGCUUUUGCCAAGGAUGCCUUUUGCAGGUGGCUGAAAAGAGGGGCAGUCAAGAUCCGGCAUUUGGAUGUGGUUGAAAUGGUGUUGGGCUUUGUCGUAUGACACCCAGGACCAAAAUAUUAUCCUGAUAGUCUCUUCUAGUCGGAAACACAUUUCGAAAUUCUGAUUAACAUUUCACGAGGUUUGUGACAGUGUCUGAUCCCCAGACACCACAAGGUACCAUGUUAAUUUUGGAGUAUUAUUGCGAGAGGUGCACAAAUGUAUCCUUAAUGGGAGCAUGUUCCCUUAUUUUGACAUAUAUAAGAUUCUGUUAGCCUCUAUGAAAAGCAUACCUGUGACUGCCAUUAAAAACUUCCGUUUAUGAAAUGCUCCAUCUGGCAAAUUCACUACGACUAAUUCACAAAUGUCCAUUGAUAAAAAUAUGUUUUUAGAAAGGGGUGACUCAUGUGUCCUUCAUGGAAGAGCCAUAAUCACAUUUUAUAACUAGGAUUUCAUAAAUUUUUUAGUUUUCACCAUAAUCACAUUUUAUAACUAGGAUUUCAUAAAUUUUUUAGUUUUCGCUUUUAAUAUCUGCCUCUGGAAUGGAUUUUAAUGUAUGGUUCCCUAAACGGGACAUGAGAAGCAGGACUAUCCACAGAACAGGUGGCUUUGUGCCGAUCUCCAAUGAAGUUACGGUUAGGCUUAAGGUCAGGGUUAGGGUUAAGCUAGGGAUUAGGGUUAAAUUUAAAGCCAGCGGUAUGGUGAGUCAGAAUAAAGUUCGUGGUUAAACUAGGGGUCUGUUUAACUGGAGAGUUAAAGCUAAGGGUAGGGUUUGCGUGAGGAUUGGGACGACAGUUUCGUUUUAUGUUGAGUUUGUUGUUGUUUCUUCUAGUCGAAAACACAUUUAGAAUUUCUGAUUAACAUUUCACGAGAAUUCUGACGAUGUAGGGAAUCCAGGUUCUGCAUGACAUCAUGUUAAUUUUGGAGUGUUAUUGUGAGAAUGACACACAUUUAGCACUAAUUGGAGCAUGUUUCCUUAUUUUGACAUACCUAAGAUUCUGUUAGACGCUAUGAAAAGCAUGUUUAUGACUGCUAUAAAAAAUUUCUGUUUAUAAAAAUCUGCGUAUGGAAAAGUAAGUAAGACUAACUCACAAAUGUCCAUUGAUAAAAACGUGUUGGUAGAAAAGGGUUACUCAUGUAUUCUUCAUGGCAGAGCCUUAUUCACAUUUAAUAACUAGGAUUUCAUAAAUUUUUUAGUUGUCGCUAUUAAUAUCUGCCUCUGGAAUGGAUUUUAAUGUAUGGUUCCCUAAACGGGACGUGAGAAGCAGGACUAUCCACAGAACAGGUGGCUUUGUGCCGAUCUCCAAUGAAGUUACGGUUAGGCUUAAGGUCAGGGUUAGGGUUAAGCUAGGGAUUAGGGUUAAAUUUAAAGCCAGCGGUAUGGUGAGUCAGAAUAAAGUUCGUGGAGAGUUAAAGUUUAGGGCAGGGUUGGAGUGAAGAUUGCGGAAACAGUUUUUCAUGUUCUGGUUUUUGUUGGGGCUAGAAUACGGGAAUAUUUUGCCCUCUCCGAAAUUAUGCGCACGUCCACCUUUAUUCCCUGGACGGGGCGUUCCUUUCCUCAUGUUCUGCUUAAGAGGCCAUAUAAGUCAAUACUGAAAAUUUUAACGACGUCCAUCUGCUAAGAAAGGCAAGCUCUGAUGAUAUGAUCACGUGUCGUGUUCUUAUUUACUUGUGCACCCUUGCAGUCCUACAAAUAGAGAGAACUUUCGGCGAGAAAAGAUCUUUCGUCUAUGUGUACAAACUGUCCGUUCAUUUAUUAACUCCAAACUUUCCGUUUUCUCACAAUUUGAAAAGACGCUCCCGAGCUCGUUCUUUAAAUUCUGCUUUGUGGAUGGCUCAAAACCACAGCACAAUGAGCAAGGGACCAGUUGGUUAUGGGACUUGUGGACGAAUGUGUUGUCACUGAAGGACGUCAGGGCGAAGCACUUGUUAGACUUUAAGGAAUUAAAUCGAUAAGUGGGAACCCCGAUUUACUUUCAAAAAUAACUAAACAAAAUAAAUCAUGCCGUUAGAUCGCUAACUUAACGCUUUUGCAGUCACAUCGGCCUUUUAAACUAGGGAUAACCGCAGCUUUUUAAGCAUCAGCGUUGUAACAUACCCUGAUUUUCAAGAUACAUUUUAAUUAGCCCUCGUCUCAUAAACCUAGGUGCUUAAAAACAUGUUUAUUUAUACUUUUUUCAAAAUACUACAAGUGUCUUACCUGAGCUGUAAAAGCAGUCAACAGCAAAUUUUGUGCCCUAUACAUUUCCACUGCGUAGAUAGAUAUCAAAGAGCAUCCUCGUUAGAAAUUUACGUACCACUUAACUGGAAGUUAAUAAAAUCGGAAUAGUAGCCUUGAAAAAGAGUAUGACCCGCUUGUUAGCAUAAGGGACACCGAAAAAUCGUUUGAUCCGCAGUUUCCUCAUGGCGGUCAGCCCUGAUAGCAUGCGGCUAUCAAACACCAUGCCGUAUGAGCCAAAGAGGUCAAAAACCCGGUUCGUUCUAUUUUACGUCCCUGGAAUUUUCAGCAAAUACCGUAUUUGGUUGUCGUUUCUCUGUUUUUCAUUCCUAAUGUGCGAGUGUGGCGCAUAAGGAUAUGAAAUUUUGUUAUAUCACGGAAUUCGCAUAUUUUUUUCAAUUCAAAACCAAAUGUCUAACAGCAGAAAGGCUGGUUACUUGACGCGAUUGCCCAACCCGUAAACGCUGAAAAUAUUAGUCCCAAAUGUACAAUAGUGAUCACUCCACAACUACUGACCAUCUUAAGGUCUUCAGAGCCGGUAUGCUUAUAGUUAUAAUCCUGCCUUGUUUAAUUUCUGAGAAAAUAACUGCAUGAACUUGAAGUAAAUUAUUCGGAACGGAACUUUUUCAGCACGAUUCGAAAGUUGAUAUAAUUAUUUGAGAGGAAAUCCAUCAGCUACUGCGGAAUAACCGCGUAAUAUUCACAUGCCGCCAACAGGCAGAUAUUAUCAUAAAAUUGUGAAAUUAACUACCAGACUGACGACACAGGUAUUAGCUAAAAGCCCAGGCGCGCGUUUUUCGCUGAUUCGUGUCGAUGCCUGGCGCAGUUGCGAGGGAUUCAGCUCAUCACUGGGUCCCCUCAGCGUUGCCCGUGUGUUUUUCUGGUAUAUGAACUUCAGUUUCAUCCCGCCUUAUUUAAUUCCCGAGGAAGUUAAUUCGCGAACUUGGAAUAGAUUCUUCGCAACUGGUGUUCAUAUACCAGAAGUCACGCGGGGUAUGCCGGGAGACCCAUUGAUGAGCCGAACCCCUCGCAGCUGCGUCAGGCAGCGGCACAAGAUCGGCAAAACACGCGUGUCUGGGCUUUCAACUUCUACCUGUGCUGUGAGUAUGGUGAAUAACUGCAUAGUCAUAUGCAUGUUAUCAUCGCAAAUUAAAAUUCAGUUGGGCAGCCACUUAUGCCUCUCAAAAAUAUAGUGAACUAUGCCAAAGUUGCCCGACUCCCCGAACCCCGAUACUCAUCUUCGGCCUAGCCAAGUACGAUCGAAAUGCAUUAAUCACUUCUGAAUUGGCGAGAAAAUUCUGUGGUCAGGCAACCCCUUUCUGCGGUUUCCUGGGAACGCUUAGACAACUAAAGGUUCUUAUAGGUCUCACAGAUUUCAGCCACCCUGCACUUUGUUUUGCAACUAAUACGGAUCCGUGAACGCCACUCCUCUGUCGCUUUGGGCUUUCUCGACUGCAGUCGACAAAACAUGGGACUGUAAAUCGAGCAGCCGAAGAGUUAACUCUAUUCCUCAACGACAAACUGGCGGGGGUUGAAAUUCCGGGUCUUUCUGGAUGCUGGUUGGCGCACCUAUUUUUAGUAAGUGUUUGGCAGGGGUUUGGAUAUGAAUUUGAAUCCACUGGUGGCCAGAAUGCAAGCGCAAGAACGAAAUAAAGACUCAGAAGUUGCAUAUGCCGCCUCAAACGGAAAGAUGAGAAGAAGAAAAAGAAGAAGAAGAAGAAGAAGAAGAAGAAGAAAGUGACACGACUGUUGGGACGAAGAUUCUUUUCACCCGACAGUGGCACAACGACUACAUCCUAUAAAUACUGCACUACUUGGGAGUCCAUUAUCCACACAUUUAGCUAUCUCUGAAUUCGAAACGUUAGGUUGAUAAAACUUUUGUCUAGUUGAUCGCGUCCCAUGAAAAGUGUCUAGACGACGACAACAAGUAUGAAAUUCGAAGGUCGUCACCCCACCAAUCGCUAUCGCCUUGCCCGCAUACAGAGUUGGACUCCUGCACUGCCCAGAGAUAACUUAAGGAUGCAUCUCUAUGAACAUUUGUUAUAUCAACCGCUUCGCUAAACAGACAGAAGCCGAAAACAAUAAUUUAGAGGGACUACUACCCCCACUACACGAAGAAAAACACUUGACGGUUUAUAUACUCACGUUAUUCAUUUACCUCGGCUCAAAAUGAAUGGCAAACAGUGCCUCUAAAAAAAUAAUGUCAACCAAGUUGUCAUACACUGCAGAGGUAGGGGAAUCAAGCCCAGUUUUCAAAGCAUCUCGGUUGGACAUGCUUUGUUUUGACAGAGGGAGAUUGAAAACCGUGAUAUCAUUCAGCCUAACUUUCAUUUUUCCCUCUAGCUAAAUAAAAUGGCUGGUUUCAGCAAGCUUUUGUGAUUCCGUGGAGGGCUCUGAUGAAAUUAGCGUGAUUUCCUAAGGGAAAACUGGGAAUACCGUGGGCUGCUUCACUGUGCACCACGAAGUUGUUACACUGUGUUCGCUGUAACAGGAUUUCCAUGUAAUAUUUCAGCAUGGGUUCGCUGUGUUAUAACCCACCGCCAUCAUCAACAGUCUGGAUACAAAUGUCAAACUGUAGGUCUCCAAGGUGUUAGUAACUGUAGCGCAGCCCUUUUGACCCCGAUGCAUCGUCGUCUGUCAUGUUUGGGGCCAGUUAACCGAUGUCGAAACAUUUUCAUCGACACGAUUGCAUGUUAUUUUUUUCCAGAUUGCCUCCUUGUAAUUACUCGUAGGCCUCAACUGAUUUGCAGCAAACCUUUGAGUCUCUUCGAAAAAUUUCGUUUUUGUUUCAGCUUUGAAAUAUCAAUAGGAUGGUUCUAGAAUUCAAAAAAUUUACUACAGUAGGCAAAUUAACAAAAACACGCAGAUGAUACUGUUGAAUGAUUGCCCGAAACUUUUCCUCGCAGAGUACUCGAUUCACGCACAGAAAUGCGCCUUCAACCGAAGGCCCUGUUGAAGUGAAACCCUCCGCAACUCAGUUACCUAAGGCGGGAAAACUCACGAAUAUCAAAUGAUUGGCAAAGAGCAUUAUCCUUUUGACAAGGACAAGGACAGUAAAAUAAUCGGGACUUGCAUCUCCCCCGCAAACCGGCUUUCAUGAUUAAACGAUUCGCCAAUACUCAAAUUUUAAUUGACCAACUCUUGCUAAAGCCAUAUUUCCCAAAUUAAAUUUAAACAAGGAAAAACAAGCAGAAAAACAAUCAAAAUACAAUAACGCCCUAUAUUUUCUUAUAUAUUGUCUAACUGUGAGUGCGUAUUGCACAUUUGUACACCUGGCGGAUAAAAGAAUAUAGACCGCGGGUCAAUCAAACGGAUAGCCGAAGUCGGCCAAGCUAUGAUAGAAAAGGGGGGACGACGGACUUGGUAGAUGGUUGACUGUUCGUGACCCCUAUUGCCCAUACGAAGCUUGUUUGCUUUGGGAAACCAAUGCAUUGGUGUGCGCCCAUUCCCGAUCUGCAGCGACAGGGCAUGGCAGGUGGCGAGGAACUGAUGAACUUCGUUUCGAUGAAGUGCUUAUGUGAUCCAUCUGGUAGACCCCAGUAGUGGACCAACUGCGCCAGGCUUGUCUGUGCGCAUGUUUGUGUUUCCGGUUCUAGCUGGUGGUCAGGGUUAUGAUUGGCUGAAUGAAGGCUCAAUAAGCCUAAAACAGUGCUGUAUCAAUCUACCCCCAGACUCUGCCGACUCCCCUCUACAAAAUGGUAUGUUUACUAUCACGUCUGCAACAAGCGUUCCCGGUUGAAUAGACCAUCACGAAGUUUAUGAAAUCAUUAACGUCUACAUGUGCCAUCACCUUCGCCUUUCCCAGCCUUUUUUGUCUGCCUCCUAGUUGCUUGAAUUUAUCUUUGCGCGCCCAUCCCGCAUGAAGAUCUGAUGACUAUUUUUUUCCUUAAACAGAUCCCUCUGCGAUCGGAGACAGCAUGAACCGAAUUAAUUUCCUUACCAUAGUCUGCAUGUUACUCCUCUGUCUCAUCACGGCAGAAGGCCACCCCGCCGCUCUUCAACGCGCGCUGCGUCAAGCCAAGACUUCUGGACAUCCGUAUGUAUGCUUUACUGAGUCCGAGUUCUCGGAGGUGUUGAAACAGGGGAGCAGUGAUCAGCAACUACGGAAACGAGCACCUGAGCUCAUCUUCGAGGUCGAAUAA
This is a messenger RNA of Spirometra erinaceieuropaei, 14088 nucleotides long. The record is from the annotation of a GenBank genome assembly. NCBI's taxonomy places the organism in Eukaryota, Metazoa, Platyhelminthes, Cestoda, Diphyllobothriidea, Diphyllobothriidae.